Molecule: messenger RNA, 2733 nt
Organism: Cryptosporidium ubiquitum
Lineage: Eukaryota; Apicomplexa; Conoidasida; Eucoccidiorida; Cryptosporidiidae
Exons: 1
Coding region: 1-2733 (910 amino acids)
Source: RefSeq, a predicted model, not a curated record
AUGAAGUUAUCCAAAUAUUCCAGAUUUUUUCUGGGCUCAUUGCUAGGUGCGUUCGCAUCUACUGCCUCUGUACUUGGGUACCCAACUUUCAUUUCUGAAUGGGCUGGGGAGAUCAGAAAUAUUGCCACAACAAGAAAUCUUGGAAUUGAAGCUUCCCAACAGCUCGAAGAGUUACUUAGCACCGAAGUUGAUCUUGAUAACUUUGAUGUUUCGUGCUCUAUUUUGUUACAGAAAGUCAUUAGAGAGCCAUCAUCGAGCAGAGAGUCAUCAUUUUUAAAUUUAGAGUCUGCAUUGGAUAUUUGUGCCUUAAUUAACCCAUGGAAUUCCAUGGAAUGUUCUGGCGUUGUUGGAGUUACUGCUUCAUAUGCCAGAUCUAUUCAAGAGUUCGUUCGCUUAAAGGAUGGCAACAAGGGUGAUUUGAGAGCUGCUUGUAUUAUUGCGUCAGCAAUUGCACCUGGAAGACCAUUUGCUCCUUUGACCAAGGGUUCUAUUAAGUCAAAGUGCGAGGAAGUAUGCUCAGGAGUCCUUUCUAAGACCAUCUUUGCAAUUGACUCAUCAUACUGCAGUUUGUCUGUUGAUCUCUGCAAUUCUGUAGAUUUUACUUUGUACAACAGUUUCAGCUCCUUUACCGAAAGAGAACUCGGUAUUGCAGUUGCAGUGUCAGUCCUAUUAUCCGAAGGUAGCUUGGGAGUGAGAACAACUUUCCGUGAGGGAUGCAGAUUUGUACUUUUCUUAAAGCAGAAGGGUGCAUUCCCAUCCGUACCAUCAGAUAUCUCUGAACCUGAGAUUCUCUCGAAUAUCUCUGAGUAUUAUAGGGCUAAACUCAGUGAGUCUGGAUUGAUAUCCGUAACAAAUGGGGACAUCCAAACUUCACACACAGUAUUCUUAAAGGUCCUGAUUUCUCAAAUUGCAAAGGCUAUGAGAACAAUACUUGAGGCUCAGGUUCCCAAGAAGCAAUCCGUUGUCAAACAGAAGAAACCAGUUGUUGUCAGUACUCGUAUUACAUCUUCUGAAGUUUCCCCGUUAUCUGAAGCUUACGAAGAGUCGUUCUCUUCAGAAAUCGUGAUGUCAUCUAAGCCAGAUGUUGCAGAAAAGCAUACUCUUGGAUCUCCAGUCUUGCAAUCCUGGUUUGAAACUCUCAAACAAUCAAUCAAAAAGGGUUCUAAGGAUAUCGAUCGUGAAUUUGACGAUUCUUUAAAUAAAGCAAUUUUGAAUAUUGACUCAUCUUCAGUAUACUUUACAUGUGUCUCUGAAUUACGAAAACUUGGUUUGGGCUCACACAGAAGAAUAACUGAGGCAUGCCGCAAGAUUGAUCCAUUCUCUAAUGUCAAGUGCCAGAAGCUCAAUCACUUUGAGCUUAUGUCUAUGAUAAAAUUGAGAGAAGAGCUUGAAAAGUAUGGUAAGAAUUUAGUAGUAGAUCUCAGAGAUUUAUGUGUACUUGCUCCUAAGAUGUCAUUGGAAUCUUUCCUUAGAAACAGAAAUGAAGAACUCUCUGAUAUGUGCAUUCGAGCACUUAAGAAGAGUUUCAAGAAUAAAUAUUCAGUUUCAGACAGAGCAAUCAAAAAGGCAUGUAUGAAGGCUGACUAUUUCAGAACUUCUGGUUGCGGCAAUCUUAUUUCUAGCCAAUAUUCAGAAAGAGUUAAUCUUGUACUCUCACUCGCAAAUAACAUGUUCGAAAAGAGGACCGACAAGGAACGUCUCCAAGCCAUUAGAGAAUCUGAAUUCAGCGCUCCAUCAUAUGCCGAGAUCUGUAAUACAGUUGAGAAACUCCCAGUUGAAACCGUUGAAGACUGUAUUUACGAAUUUAGAGAUUCUCUUUCCAAAUUUAAGUCAAUGUCAUCUAUCAUUAAUAUUGAGGGUGCCUGCAUUGCUUCAUUAGAAGAGGCUGCAUAUGAUCCUUACUAUACACGCCACGGAUACGAGUAUGGUAGCCAGACCUACUAUCCCUCAAUUUACCCAGGACACCGCCCUGCUGGAGUGCCAAGGAGGAGCUUAAGAAGAUUCUACAAGGACAUUGAGUACGCCCCAUCAAUAUCUUCUUUACAGUGGUUCAGAAGAGAAAUCCCAACUGAGUUAAAGUUUGAUAAAUUUAUUGAUCAGGAAUACUCUGAAUCUAGAAGAGGCUACUACAAGGACUCUAAUAACAAGUCUGUAUACCAUGAUGGUUACAGAUACAAGCUAAACGGCUUGUGGUUUGUCAAGAUUGGCGAUAAUUGGUAUCUUGACCUCUCUGAUUCGUUAGAUUUUGUCAAAAUUCGCCCAAGCGACCCAAGGUAUAGUACAUACCCACUUUCUCUUUAUGAAAAAUCUCCAAUUAACCCUAGUGGCCCAUUAAGGAGAAAGUCGUUUGCAACUUACAUGUCUCCAUACUCUCCACAAUAUGAAGGUCGCCACUAUGGUAAUUAUCUCCAGGAAUUAUAUGGAAAACCAGGAUUCGCUCCAUUUUAUCCCUUACAAUCUUCACAACCGUUAUAUAAGAAAUGCACAAAAUGUUUCAAUUGGGUUCCAUAUGGCCACACACAUAAACAUGAUGGUGUUAAGUCAGAACCUAACUCUUACUUCACUGAGAAGUUCCCAUCAGUCUACGAUAUAGAAACUGGGUAUUUUGUAACAGAGACAAAUGACUACGAUAAGGAUGGAAGACUUAUACGCAAACAAGUAGAUAGAACCCAACAAGCUGCAACAACUCCGGGUUUAGGGCAACGUGACGCUUCUACUCAAACGAUUCAGUGA